Fragaria vesca subsp. vesca is the source of this 2061-nucleotide messenger RNA. Its product is annotated as auxin efflux carrier component 1-like. Bases 1 to 1863 code for a protein of 620 amino acids. Gene Ontology annotation, molecular function: auxin efflux transmembrane transporter activity. Gene Ontology annotation, biological process: auxin export across the plasma membrane; auxin polar transport. Lineage: Eukaryota; Viridiplantae; Streptophyta; Magnoliopsida; Rosales; Rosaceae. Gene Ontology annotation, cellular component: plasma membrane; endoplasmic reticulum. The record is from RefSeq and is a predicted model, not a curated record. The transcript is spliced from 6 exons.
AUGAUCACAUUAUCAGACUUUUACCACGUCAUGACGGCGGUGGUGCCUCUGUACGUGGCCAUGGUCUUGGCCUACGGCUCCGUCAAGUGGUGGAAGAUCUUCACACCCGACCAGUGCUCAGGCAUCAACCGCUUCGUCGCCCUCUUCGCCGUUCCCUUACUCUCCUUCCACUUCAUCUCCUUAAACAACCCUUACACCAUGAACAUCCGCUUCCUCGCCGCCGACACUCUCCAGAAGCUCAUUGUCCUCGCCGUCCUCGCCGUCUGGUCCAAAGUCAGCAAGCGCGGCUGCCUCGAGUGGACCAUCACCCUCUUCUCCGUCUCCACUCUCCCCAACACCCUCGUCAUGGGAAUCCCUCUCCUCAAAGGAAUGUACGGCGACUUCUCCGGUAGCCUCAUGGUCCAAAUCGUCGUCCUCCAGUGCAUUAUCUGGUACACAUUGAUGCUCUUCAUGUUCGAAUACCGCGGCGCAAGACUCCUCAUCUCCGAGCAGUUCCCGGACACCGCAGGCUCCAUCGUCUCGAUCCACGUCGACUCGGAUAUCAUGUCCUUGGACGGCAGGCAACCUCUCGAAACAGAAGCCGAGAUCAAAGAAGACGGCAAGCUCCACGUCACCGUUCGGAAAUCCAACGCCUCCAGGUCGGACAUUUACUCGAGAAGGUCCCAUUCUCAGGGCCUAUCCUCCAAUACUCCCCGCCCUUCCAAUCUCACCAAUGCCGAGAUUUACUCCCUCCAGUCUUCUAGAAACCCUACUCCUAGAGGCUCCAGCUUCAACCACACCGACUUUUACUCCAUGAUGGCCGCCGGCCGGAACUCCAACUUCGGCUCCUCCGACGUCUUCGGCGGGCCAUUGACCGCGUCGAGAGGCCCGACGCCGCGUCCGUCGAACUACGAGGACGACGGAGGCGCCGCGGUAGGAGCUGCUGCAGCUGGGAGUAACAAGCCGAGGUUUCAUUACCAAGGAGGCGGGAACAAUACAACCGCGCAUUACCCGGCGCCAAAUCCGGGAAUGUUCUCGCCGACCACGGCUGCUUCUAAGAACGUUGUCGCUCCGAAGAGGCCUAAUGGAAAUGGGCCUAAUGGGCCGGCUCAGGACGGCGGGAAAGAUCUUCAUAUGUUUGUGUGGAGCUCCAGUGCUUCUCCUGUUUCUGAUGUGUUUGGAAGUAAUGAAUAUGGCGCUACCGGCCAUGAUCAGAAAGAAGUCAAGUUGGCUGUUUCUCCCGGGAAAGUGGAGGGUAGAAGAGAGAACCAAGAAGAGUACAUGGUGGAGAGAGACGAGUUCAGCUUUGGGAACAGAGUGGUGGAUCAGAUGAACAUGAACGAAGGUGAGAAAGGGGAUUUGAACAAGGCCAAAGUGAUGCCUCCGACGAGUGUGAUGACGAGGCUGAUUCUCAUCAUGGUCUGGAGAAAAUUGAUCAGAAACCCAAACACUUACUCAAGCUUGAUCGGCCUCACUUGGUCUCUCGUAUCCUACAGGUGGCAUUUACAAAUGCCAGCCAUCAUAGCAAAGUCGAUAGCCAUACUAUCAGACGCAGGGCUUGGGAUGGCUAUGUUCAGUCUUGGUCUGUUUAUGGCUUUACAACCAAGGAUCAUAGCAUGUGGAAAUUCCAUUGCAGCUUUUACUAUGGCUGUGAGAUUCCUUACAGGCCCAGCUGUCAUGGCAGCUGCUUCCAUUGCUGUUGGCCUUAGGGGCACUCUCUUGCAUGUUGCCAUUGUCCAGGCAGCUCUACCCCAAGGAAUUGUCCCCUUUGUCUUUGCCAAGGAAUACAACGUACACCCUGAUAUUCUCAGCACGGGAGUUAUAUUCGGCAUGUUGAUCGCGUUGCCCAUUACACUUGUCUACUACAUUUUGCUGGGGCUAUGAAAAACCAGAGAAUCCUUGAGACCAGGAAUGGCUUUUGCAUUCAAAUUUUCGAAGAAGCAGCAAGCAUUCGAUUGGAAGUACUAGCAUCAAAACUUAGAAGGAAAAAGGAGAAAUAGAUGGGUGGAAAUGGAAGAAAGAAUGAAUCUUUAUUUUGAACGCACCUCUUUUGCUAGUAUAAUUGUAAAAUCAGUUUGUAGU